CCCAAGGUAGUGUUGUGGGUCAAUCGUGGAGUUUUUUUCUCGUUAAAAAAAUCGCGAAAAAAUGCCAAAAAUCACUGAAACUGCCCCAAAAUACAAUCCCACGAACCGUUCCUAAACCAUUCGGUUGUCUCACAUACGAAAUUGCGCACUUUUUCGUUUCUUCCAAGUGUUUUUUUUGCAUACGUGCACUCCAGUGUGUCAAUGAUGGCGGCUUGACAUUUCUCUGCACCGUCAACAAAACACGCGAAUUGGUCGAAAAGUUAUGAAAUUCGUCGAUUUUGAGUGAUUUAGUUCACGUGAAGCCCCAAAAAUGGCAACGGACUCGAACCAAAGAUGUCCCAAAAUUAUGGUCUUUAGGCCAACUUGGGACGAAUUUAAGGACUUUUCUCAGUACGUACAACACAUGGAGUCGAAAGGGGCACACAAAGCCGGCUUGGCAAAAGUGAUUCCGCCCCCUGAAUGGGUCCCCCGAAAAUCCGGCUAUGCUAUCGACACACUCGACGUUACAAUUCCAGCCCCUAUUUGUCAAGUCGUCACCGGAAAACAAGGUCUGUACCAACAAAUCAACAUCCAGAAAAAAUCCAUGACCGUCCAACAAUACUGUGAAUUGGCCAAUUCCGAACGUUAUGCCACACCCAGACACUUUGAUUAUGAAGACUUGGAACGAAAAUACUGGAAAAAUAUCACCUACGUCGCCCCUAUUUACGGUGCUGAUGUCUCUGGUAGUCUCACCGAUGAUACAGUCAAUGAAUGGAACAUAAAUCGUCUAGGGACAAUCCUCGAUUAUGUCAAUGAAGAUUACGGAAUUUCAAUAGAAGGAGUCAAUACGGCAUAUUUGUAUUUCGGGAUGUGGAAAACAACAUUUGCGUGGCAUACAGAAGACAUGGAUUUGUACUCAAUCAAUUAUUUGCAUUUUGGGGCACCCAAAACUUGGUAUUCGAUACCACCAGAACAUGGCCGAAGAUUGGAACGACUGGCAAAUGGUUUUUUCCCCAGUAGUUACAAGACAUGUCAGGCCUUCUUAAGGCAUAAGAUGACACUAAUUUCGCCCCAAAUUCUAAAGCAGUACUCAAUUCCGUACAACAAAAUCACGCAAGAGGCCGGCGAGAUUAUGAUCACGUUUCCUUACGGAUAUCAUGCCGGUUUUAAUCAUGGCUUUAAUUGUGCCGAAUCGACAAACUUCGCCUGCGAACGUUGGAUCGAAUACGGCAAAAGGGCCUCUCAGUGCACUUGCAGUAAAGACAUGGUAAAAAUCUCGAUGGACACCUUCGUCAAACGCUUCCAAUCCGAUCGUUAUGAAAUGUGGUUGAAAGGUGAAGACAUCGGUCCACAUCCUGAAGAACCAAACAAACAAGUCGCCGCACCUUUGCCUCUCCCUCAAGACAUCCUUUGUAAUAAAAAUAAUGAUUCUUUGCCGGCAGGACUGAUCGAAGGUCAAUUGAAGAAGGCCAAAAAGGCUGGCAGGAUGAUGAAUUAUACUCAGGAUUAUUCUAUGGUUGAUUUUCCGGCCGAAUUGCAACUCCAGUUGAUGGAAGAGGACGACAUGGGAUACGUGAAUGGGGAGUUUCCUCCCGAUGAACAACAAUUGGAAGUUUUGGAGGAUAUUUGGCUGAAAGCUGGUGAAAUCGAAGCCGAAGACGCGUCAAUCUGUGAUGCCGGUUAUCGUGUCAAUAAUCGUAGAAAAUUCCUAUCGAAAAAACGCAAACCGAAAGAACCACGUCCACGAGGUCGUCCUCCCAAAAAGCGUACUAAGGAUGGCGAAGAAGAAUCGGAAUCAAAUGAAUUAACCGGAAUUUACACCCCUUGUAACAGCCAAAGUAAGAAAGUCUGUGGACAAAUUGUUGCACCUGUUGACACUUCUGAACUUGUUAAAUCUCUCGUCGCCCAAGAAACCAAUAAACUACUCCACCAUAAAAAACACAAACAUAAACACGAUAAACACAAGCAUAAGAAAUGCAAACAUAAUAAAUCGUCGACACAGACCAGUCCUGAUACGUCAAACAGCGAAGUUAAGAAGGAAAUCGACGAUAUUAUACGAAAAGCACACGAGGAGCAUGAACAAACAAUUAUGCAGGAACACACAGGGCCCCCUCAAGAAACACCACCGAAAAGCAGUCUUUUGAAUGAAUUGAAAGCUUUUCGAAAAGUCAAAGAUUCAAGUGAACAGUUCCGAAUGGAACAGAAAGUACAAACGAUUCAUACGUCGAAAGGGACUCUAACAGUGCUCGAAUCACGACCGGUAGUUCCCCCGCCUGAAAUUAAACCAGUCGAACGUAAAUCACUCUACGAGGAUGCUUUUCUCAAUUUUCUUACGACGAAAAAUAACGAUAAACAAAAGAAGAAUCCUGUACCAACACCACCACCACCACCACCGUCAGUAGUACCUGAUUUAGCCAGCAGUUCGAUGCCGAAUUUGACCGAACCCGAGCCGGUUAUUGUCGAACGUAGUGACCAAAUGCCGAAAUUGGAUCCAGUACCUGUCGAAGAAGCCCCCACCGUGCAAGUAAGUCCGAAUCCAGUGCCUCCAACAUACACACCUCAAGGGUAUUACCAGCGUAAGCCGAAUCUGAUUUGGAGUAACCACAAGUAUUACACUGUGAAUCAUUGUACGACUACGUAUUUGAACGAAGACAGAUUUUAUCCAAUGACGAACAGUGCUAUAAAACUCGAUGAACCGAUCGUACUUUUGGAUAAAACGAUCGACUUUGAGAAAAGUCCUUCCGAAAGUUCCGAUUCGGAUUCGGAGUGUUCAUGCGAAACGUGUUCGUGUAGCGAAUGCGACGAUUCGGAACCAAAUACCGAAAUGAAUGAAAAUUCAUCAAACAGUAUUAACAUACAAGAGGUUCCGGAAACUAACAUAGUACAGAAGAGAAAUCGACCGACGAAAAAAUUAAGUUUAGAACGAUUAAAACAGAUAACUCAACAUGUUUUGGGAAUGAAAAACGGAGAAAAGUUCUAUAAUAAUAAAAUUGAAGCUUUGAAAAAAUUGUUAUUAGCUAGAAGACGUGGAAGGCCACCUAAGAAACCACUCUCAUUGACCCAACUUUUAGAAGAAGUUGGUAAAAAGUGGUCGAGGAAUAAUAACAACACAAUGACGGAUUUCCAUUCGUACAAUAAGAAAAUUUUAGACAAAAUCGCCAAACUGACCCCACUAGAACCAAAAGUCAAAUUAGUCGAUGUCUUAAAUAAUUUUACUAAUGAUGUACAAAAUUAUCUCAAAUCAGGGUUACCACUUUUGAAUGUUAGUUCAUUGUCAUUGGAUGGGAAAAAACCGGCUCGGGAUGAAACCAAUGAUGAGUUUCCGAUUAAAUUGAAAGAUUUAGUUUGGGCCAAACACCGUAAUGGUCGAUUUUAUAAAGCAACAGUUAUUGAUAUAAAAAUAGUGACUUAUUUUUGUGUUUAUUUCCCGUUUGAUCAAAGUUUCUGCAAAGACGCUGUUUUGUCGGAUUUGGUUGAUUGGGAUGCGGGGAAAAUACCGGUUGUAGGUCAAAAAUUGCGAGUCAGGUGGAAAGAUCGCACAAUUUAUGACGCUGAAUAUUUAGGAGAAAGCAACUGUAGCAUAUUUACGGUUUUGUUCGAGGACGAGUCUCGUUUAGAAUUAAAAAGGGACUCAAUUUUCGCAAUGUGUGAGUCCAUUCCGAAGAAAAUUGCAAUCAAAUUUUCUUAUGCUAGUGAGAUGAGGAAUAGGGAACAUUUGUAUGAGCUCGAAAGGCAACUGCCUGAGAAGAGACUGGUUAAAAAGAAAUUCUUUAAUUCAAAAGUUUGGAUGUAAAAUGUGUCGGUUAGGCAACCAAAUAUACCCGAGCGAGAGGCGGUGGUCCGAACAUUUUAUACCCUACUACUGAGUUUUUUAGAUUUUAUUAGUUUUGUUGUGAAGACUGAAUCAAUGUGUUGAAGCAUCAUUAAUUGAAGUAUUUUAAUUAUUUUUAUUUCAUUUAUUAUUGUGAUUGAUUUAAUUGUCUACGUAAGGUCGAUAGGCUUUAUCAUUAAUUUUAAGUGUGAUACAUACUUUGUAUUUAUUUAACGAAUACAUGUACAUAAGACGUUCUUUUAUCCUCUUUAGAUUUUUUUUUGAAACACUGUAAUAUAGGAGUAGUUGCAUAAGAGUGUUGAAUAAAAUUUCUUCACGUUUA
Molecule: messenger RNA, 4133 nt
Organism: Tribolium madens (black flour beetle)
Lineage: Eukaryota; Metazoa; Arthropoda; Insecta; Coleoptera; Tenebrionidae
Exons: 7
Coding region: 311-3772 (1153 amino acids)
Biological process (GO): chromatin remodeling
Cellular component (GO): nucleus
Molecular function (GO): histone H3K9 demethylase activity; histone H3K36 demethylase activity
Source: RefSeq, a predicted model, not a curated record